Molecule: messenger RNA, 1737 nt
Organism: Cercopithifilaria johnstoni
Lineage: Eukaryota; Metazoa; Nematoda; Chromadorea; Rhabditida; Onchocercidae
Source: the annotation of a GenBank genome assembly
AUGCUUUUCUGGCUGAUCCGUUCUUCCUGGGAAAACCUGGCUAGACUAAGCAGAAGCCGUGAAUUUUACGGAUGUGGUAGUGAUAGUAUUAAUUUUUCUUUAUUGGAUUCUGCGAGAAAACAUUAUCUCUAUGAUGGAAGCAAAUUAACGUCAGAAGUGAAAAGACGACGAUUCCGGAGUGAAAACAAGGAGAUGGAUAUUUCAAAUAUCGAUAAUGAGUCGAAAGGUUUGGAAACAAAAUUUGAAUUGAAUAAUGUUUUUGUGGCUGCUUCACUUGAUGGUCCACCAUGGUAUAAGCCGAAAGUGACAGAUAGCAAAUUGAGCAGUGAUGAUGUGACUGAUUCAAUACCAAUGUUAAGAAAGAUGGAAGAGAUGCUGAAUUCGAAGAUCGCUAAGGGCGAUGAAAACCCUUCUUUCAGUAGUGGUGACAGUAUACAGGUUGCUUCAGAUGAAGAUUUUAGUUUUACUCAUGCAAACGUCUUUGACUCAAUCAUGUCCACUACAUCUUCGUGUAAUUUGUUUUUACAGAUAUUAUUCCCAUUUAUUCCUGCUGGUCUUGGGAUGGUUUUUGCAGGAUAUAUUCUUGAUAUUGUACAGCACUGGAAUUUGUUUAUCGAGGUACCUGAAACAUUCAUUUUGGUACCUGCAUUACUUGGCUUGAAAGGAAAUCUUGAAAUGACCUUUGCAUCCAGAUUAUCAACAUUGGCAAACAUGGGGAGAAUGAAUUCAAAUCCAAAGAAGAUUAUUAUUGCAAACUUGGCUCUCAUUCAAGUACAGGCAAUUGUCGUAGCAUUUCUCGCUUCUGGCUUUGCUGUUAUUCUUGCAUGGAUACCAAAAGGGCAGAUUGAUUGGUCUCAUGCUGCCUUAUUAUGUGCAAGCAGUCUAACAACGGCAUCACUGACAUCAUUAGUGCUCAGUAUAACAGUGAUAUGUGUCGUUUUAAUUUCACGAAGUUUCUCAAUAAACCCUGAUAAUAUUGCAACACCAAUUGCUGCCUCACUGGGUGAUCUUACUACCUUAGGAACUUUGUCAUUAUUAGGUUCGAUAUUUCUUGCCGCACAUCUCAACGAAACUUGGCUUAAUAUUAUUGUGAUCGUAACAUUCAUAAUGGCAACACCGUUUUUUACCUAUGUGGCACGAAAGGAUAAUGGUACAGUCGAUGUGUUAGAGAAUGGUUGGUCACCCAUUAUAUUCAGCAUGUUGAUAAGUAGUGCUGGUGGUUUUAUGCUGGAGAGCACCAUCAAACGAUUUCCGAAAAUUGCAGUCUUCCAGCCUGUUAUAAAUGGAGUUGGUGGUAAUCUUGCAGCCAUUCAUGCUAGUCGUCUUGCUACGUUUUAUCAUCAACAUUAUGCAUUUGGAACAUUAAGAGAGACUUUAUCAAGUCAUUUCAGUUUUAAACGAGCAUUCUUUUCUAAUGCUGUAGAUGCGUAUUCAGCUCGUGUGUUGUUGUUGUUUGUGGUUCCUUGUCAUAUAUUCUUCAACUGGGUCAUACAGAUUUUACACAAAGGAAGUAGUCUGCCGUCUGGACCACUUUUUACUAGUAUAUAUAUUUGUGCAGCGUUAGUGCAGGUCAUCUUGCUCCUUUAUAUGUGUCAGCUACUUGUUGCCUUUUUAUGGUCGAUAAAGGUGGAUCCAGAUUGUGCUUCAAUACCAUAUUUAACAGCCCUUGGUGAUUUGUUUGGUACAUUUUUGCUAUUUUUAAUAUUUGCUUCUCUUUCUUGGUUUAGCAAAGAUUGA